Molecule: messenger RNA, 2962 nt
Organism: Dipodomys ordii (Ord's kangaroo rat)
Lineage: Eukaryota; Metazoa; Chordata; Mammalia; Rodentia; Heteromyidae
Gene: Capn1
Product: calpain 1, (mu/I) large subunit
Exons: 22
Coding region: 86-2230 (714 amino acids)
Biological process (GO): proteolysis
Cellular component (GO): cytoplasm
Molecular function (GO): calcium ion binding; calcium-dependent cysteine-type endopeptidase activity
Source: RefSeq, a predicted model, not a curated record
UUCCUGCUUGGGCCCUGCCCGGAGCAGCCACCCGGGAAGCCGACCUCGGGGACCGCAGCUCCCCCCGCCCGUCCCCUCCGCUAGGAUGGCGGAGGAGAUCAUCACGCCCGUGUACUGCACAGGGGUGUCUGCCCAAGUGCAGAAGCAGCGGGCCAAGGAGCUGGGCCUGGGCCGCCAUGAGAACGCCAUCAAGUACCUGGGCCAGGAUUAUGAGCAGCUGCGAGCAAGAUGUCUGCAGAGUGGGGCUCUGUUCCGAGAUGAGGCCUUCCCCCCAGUGCCCCAGAGCCUGGGCUUCAAGGAACUGGGUCCUAACUCCUCCAAGACCUAUGGCAUCAAGUGGAAGCGUCCCAUGGAGCUGCUGUCAAACCCCCAGUUUAUAGUGGAUGGAGCCACUCGCACGGACAUCUGCCAGGGCGCGCUGGGGGACUGCUGGCUCCUGGCCGCCAUCGCCUCCCUCACGCUGAACGACACCCUCCUGCACCGAGUGGUCCCCCAUGGCCAGAGCUUCCAAGAUGGCUACGCGGGCAUCUUCCAUUUCCAGCUGUGGCAAUUCGGGGAGUGGGUCGACGUGGUCGUGGAUGACCUGCUGCCCACCAAGGAUGGGAAGCUGGUGUUCGUGCACUCUGCCCAAGGCAACGAGUUCUGGAGUGCCCUGCUUGAGAAGGCCUAUGCCAAGGUGAACGGCAGCUAUGAGGCCCUGUCGGGCGGCAGCACCUCGGAGGGCUUUGAGGACUUCACAGGUGGGGUCACCGAGUGGUACGAGCUGCGGAAGGCGCCCAGCGACCUCUACCAGAUCAUCCUCAAGGCGCUGGAGCGAGGCUCCCUCUUGGGGUGCUCCAUCGACAUCUCCAGUGUCCUGGACAUGGAAGCCGUCACAUUUAAGAAGCUGGUGAAGGGCCAUGCGUAUUCGGUGACUGGGGCCAAACAGGUGAACUACCAGGGCCAGAUGGUGAGCCUGAUGCGGAUACGGAACCCCUGGGGCGAGGUGGAGUGGACGGGAGCCUGGAGUGAUGGCUCCUCAGAGUGGAAUAAUGUGGACCCCUAUGAACGGGAACGACUGAGGAUCAAGAUGGAAGAUGGGGAGUUCUGGAUGUCUUUCCGAGAUUUCAUGCGAGAGUUCACCCGCCUGGAGAUCUGCAAUCUGACGCCAGACGCACUCAAGAGCCGGACGAUCCGGAACUGGAACACCACGCUGUAUGAGGGUACCUGGCGUCGGGGGAGCACCGCAGGUGGCUGCCGGAACUACCCAGCCACCUUCUGGGUGAACCCCCAGUUCAAGAUCCGGCUGGAUGAGGUGGAUGACGAAGAUGACUAUGGGAGUCGCGAGUCGGGCUGCAGCUUCGUGCUGGCGCUCAUGCAAAAGCACCGCCGUCGCGAGCGCCGCUAUGGCCGGGACAUGGAGACCAUUGGCUUUGCUGUGUACGAGGUUCCCCCGGAGCUGGUGGGCCAGCCGGCCGUGCACUUGAAGCGAGACUUCUUCCUGGCCAACUCCUCCCGGGCGCGCUCAGAGCAGUUCAUCAACCUGCGGGAGGUCAGCACCCGCUUCCGCCUGCCCCCCGGAGAGUAUGUGGUGGUGCCCUCCACCUUCGAGCCCAAUAAGGAGGGCGAUUUCGUGCUGCGCUUCUUCUCAGAGAAGAGUGCCGGGACCCAGGAGCUGGAUGACCAGAUCCAGGCCAACCUUCCUGAUGAGCAAGUGCUCUCUGAAGAGGAGAUUGACGAGAACUUCAAGGCCCUGUUCCGGCAGCUGGCGGGGGAGGACCUGGAGAUCAGCGUCAAGGAGCUGCAGACCAUCCUCAACAGAAUCAUUAGCAAACACAAAGAUCUGAGGACUAAAGGCUUCAGCCUGGAGUCAUGCCGCAGUAUGGUGAACCUCAUGGACCGUGAUGGCAACGGGAAGCUGGGCCUGGUCGAGUUCAACAUCCUGUGGAACCGCAUCCGGAAUUACCUGUCCAUCUUCCGGAAGUUCGACCUGGACAAGUCGGGAAGCAUGAGUGCCUACGAGAUGCGCAUGGCCAUUGAGUCCGCAGGCUUCAAGCUCAACAAGAAGCUGUACGAGCUCAUCAUCACCCGCUACUCUGAGCCUGACCUGGCCGUUGACUUCGACAAUUUUGUGUGCUGCCUCGUGCGGCUGGAGACCAUGUUCCGGUUUUUCAAAACGCUGGACACAGAUCUGGAUGGAGUUGUGACCUUUGACCUGUUUAAGUGGUUACAGCUGACCAUGUUUGCAUGAGGCGGGACUUGCCCCCCCCCACUUUGCUGCACCCCUCCUUUCUUCAUCUGCCAAGCCACACCGGGCCUCACCAGCUGCAAGUGCCUUCCUUGGAGCAAGAAGGUGUCCUUCUCCAGCCUCCUGUCCCCUGCGCUGCCAUAUUCACGUGCUCUGGGCUGAGCUGCGAGGCCUUCACUUCCUCUCCGGCCAUGGGCUCAGGACGGACCCGUGGCAGGCCAAACCUGGAAGGCAGAUGGCUGCUUACUCCUGCUUCAGGCCUCCUUGGGCGGGGGGAGGCUAGCAGCUCCCUCUCCAACAUCUUGAUGCACCCCUUCUCACUCCAUAGGUUCCCCCCCCAUACCCUCUCCUGGCCUCACCUGCAGACUUUGUAACCACUAGCUCUGCACAUUCUGCUCCAGAUGUGUGAGCCCCCUCCCUGUUCUGGGGGAGCCUCCCUUUCCCCCCUCCGGGUGGGGAGGGCUGAGAUCGCCUGUGCCUUCCUGUGCAGAAGCCAAUGUCCUCCCUGCUCUGCAGACCCCUCUUCCCAGCCCCCCCCCCCGGAGCUGCCCAGCCCCAGGGUGCUCAGGCAUUCGCCCCUCCUCUCCUUUUUUAUAUAUAUAUAUAUUGGUGAUUUUAAAGGGGACUCUUCAGGGACUGGUUAUGGGGUGCCAGAGGAACUAGGGUUGGGGGAAGGAGGUCCCAUGUUUCCAUGCAGAGGAAUCCCAAAUAAUAAUAAAGGAAAAAGGCCUCACA